CCUGUGUGUAGGUGUCCCAAGAACGCGCACGCAGGAAGUUCCUAUCCUGUCGAGAGCGCGAAAUAUGACGUAAGCUGCUUGCCGCGCAGUGAUGAUGGCGGUGCGUGAACGCGCAGUAAAAGUAAUGGCUGCUCUGGAUCGGCGGGUGCCUAGCCUCGAUGAUUUCGUGGGUCAAAGCUGGACUGCCUGGGCCGAAUGGGCCGGUGUGACAGCGGCGGAUGGGUCCGAUGUGGACGACUGCAGCAAGAAUGGCAAAAAGGCUGCAGAGGCCAUGUCACUCAGUAAGGAGGACAUGUCCAUCUUUGGCCUGUACCCCGGCCAUGAUGACUUCUACCUGGUGGUGUGCAGCCACUGUGGCCAAGUAGUGAAGCCGCAAGCAUUCGAAAAGCACUGCGAGCGGAGACAUGGCCCGCUGGCCAAGCUGUACGCCCGACUGCGCUCUCCUACGCCUGCACCCCAGCCCCAGCCGAGACCCCACCACGGCCACUCUCCUUCCCAUGGGACCAACGCUGCUUCUGCUUCAUCCUGGGAGGGCCGUGGUCAGGGGGUUGGGCAGCUACGGGCAGCCCCACAUUCACCUUCCACCCCACCCCAGUACAGACACCCCAAGAACUCCAAGGAUGGAGUACGACAUUCCUCACUGGAGAAGUCCUCCCACAGCAGCCACUCGGAGUCAUCAGUAUUCAAGCAGCCGCCACCUCUGGAGCCCCCGAUGAGUUCUCCACCUCCAUCACUCAGAGAUCCACCCUGGCCACACGGAGGCACCCCGCCUGGUAGGCCUUCACCCGGCGACAGGGCCCCCACCCAGAGCCAGAGGAAGGAGUCAUCCCUGGCCUCUACAGUGCCGGGCCACCGGAUCCCAAGACCCUACAACAAAGUGGCCUCCAAGAGGGAGUGUGACUUGGACAAACACUGCGGCGUCCUUGACCCCGACAGGAAGAAAGUCUGCACUCGCCUCCUGACAUGCAAUAUCCACUCCAUCCACCAGCGAAGGAAGGUGGUGGGCCGCAGCAAGAACUUUGACCAGCUCGUGGCAGAACUCAAGACCAAGGUUCGUGAGAAAGGGGCCCAAUCCCUGGAGGGAGGAUCCUCCACUACACGCUCCCCUAGCCCAGAGGCCCCCAGGGACCAGACGGGGGCUCCACACUGCAGGAGACCUCUAGCCAUCCUCCCUGCUUUCAGUCGGUCUGCGGCUGUGUCAGAGAGCACCCCAGAGGAGGAGAAGCAGAGGCAGGAUGAGGGAAGUCUCCGGGCCCCCUCGCCUCUUGUCCAUGGGCGGAUCUCCAGUGAUGAAAGUGAUGCAGAAGGACCCGAGGAGCCCAUUGAGUUCCCAUCGUCUGCUGCACAUCCCAGACCACUAGCGGUAUGUUCAUUUGGCAGCCAUGCGUUGGGUCACGGCAUCUUCACGUUUGACAGGAGACUUCAUCACCUGAGGUCGGCUCUCAGCAGCAUGCUGGAGCAGCACAUCAGCGCCCAUCUUUGGAAGAAAAUACCUCAAGCCACAGACCUUCAAUCUCCACCUCCCUCGGCCAAGACCAUCACUUCCUCGUCGCCCUCCUCCAUGGCUGCAUCUUCUUCCUCUUCAUUACAUUCAAAGGUUCGCACAGGAAGUCAUAUCAGCUCCUCCCUCAAAACUGCAUCCUCAUCCUCCUCUUCCACCCGUGGUCCAGGGAGACCCUCGACAGCCAUACAAUCAGAGAACUCUGGGUGCAGUGGCAGCAGUGUUGGUGGAGGUCAUCUGGGAUCUCCAAGUAAGCCUGUGGCGGUGCGUCAGGUGGCUUCUGGGCGACCCAAGAACCCUGUGGGCCGACCCAGCAAGCAGAUGCUAAAGCUGCGAGAGGAGGCUGCUGCUGCCGCUGCCCUCCGCAAACGCAAAGCCCCGUCCCAGGAAGGGGAGCACUCAGGCCCCGACAGGAACUGCAUCAUCCUCCCGGACCGGGGCCGGCCACCUUCUGCCACCUCUUCCUCCUCAUCCUCUUCUUCAAAACCCGCCAUUCCCUCAUCUCUCCCACAUGGACAGACCAAUGGCACGCUUUCCCCCAGCAGCAAACCACGUCCCCAGCCCUCCCCAUCAGAGUCCCACUCACCAGCCGCCAAGGCAGUCUGGACCUACAGACGAACACAAACUCCUCUGGGCCAUUCGUCACCCCCAGACCCCUCCUCCGCCACCAACAACUCCCACAGCCGGGGUGGCGUGGGGGACUCAGGACUGCAUGGGCAGGGCAGUGGGAGGGUCUUUGAGCACCAGGGGCUGGUGAAAAAACGCAAGGGGGGUGGCAUGGAGGAACACUCGCCCUCCUCCAAACCCUCAGCGCACCGCCUGCCCUCCUCCUCAUCCAGCUCUGCCACCUCCUCCUCUCCACGCUCUAACUUCUACUCCUGGAAGGACAGUAAAGGCGGGGGGCUGGCUGGGGGCGUGGAGAAAAAACUGGGCACACAGAAGCCAAAACUGCACCAUUAAGUGUGCCUGCCUUACAAGCCACUAUGAGGGAGCCAGCUCUGCUCAGUCCAAGACUGAGGCAACAGGACUCAAACGUGUGUGAGAGAGAGAGUGUGAGUGUGAGUGUGCGCCUGUCUGCCUGCCUGCCUUUUGUCUAUUGAGCAAAUGCUCAUGUAUGAGUGUGUCAGGUUGUUUGUACGUGCAGAGUUAGUGCAGUAUGAAUCUGUUGGUGUGUGACUCUGUUGUCUGGAUGAAUGUCUGAGGGUGAACUGGGAGUGGGAGGGUGGGAUAAAAUUCAGAGUAUGGAUUUAGAAAUACCUCAAGACCAUCCGGUUAUGCUGCUAAAUUAAAUAUGUUGGUUUAUAAAAAUGGAUUAAAAAUGUCCUUUACACUUUGUUUCUGUGGCUUCUUUUGAAGGCUGUGUGAAUGCGUUCUAUUUACGCUCUUUAAACGUUUCAGCCUCCACAGUAUGAGCACGUCACUGAACAGAUGAGAUGCUCACAGUGACUGAAAUGAAGUAUCUGGUGUCUUUGUUUGGAUCUCCAGCAGGAUUCAAAUACAUUUCCACCUGAGCUUUGAACAUCACCUGAACAGCAUGGAACAAAGUCUGAGCAUGUGGGAGGUUCAGAUGCUGCUGUAGCUUGUUAGAGUUGUGUAGUUUAUAUUUCUAACAUGCUGCUGAAUACAGCUGUAGCUUUGGCAGGGUUAACAUGACAUUAUCAUAAAAAAAAAAGAAAGUACCAGCUGACGGCAGUUUGUCACGAUCAGGACAAUGUUGACGCGGCACAGCCUACUUAACACGGCAGACUGGAAUAUAGAGGACAACACUGUCCAGUCUACAGAGCACGUCUCCUAACCCUGAUACUGAAACAUUAAACCUGAGUCAGGCCAGUCCUGAAGCUGGUUUUAAAGCUGGUUUUAAAGCUGGUUUUAAAGCUGGGUUUAAAGCCGCAGCCGGACCGCCA
Messenger RNA from Larimichthys crocea (large yellow croaker), 3405 nucleotides. It is a transcript of the gene atxn7l2a, whose product is annotated as ataxin 7-like 2a. The coding region runs from base 92 to 2461 and encodes 789 amino acids. The transcript is spliced from 10 exons. The record is from RefSeq and is a predicted model, not a curated record. NCBI's taxonomy places the organism in Eukaryota, Metazoa, Chordata, Actinopteri, Sciaenidae.